This is a messenger RNA of Diachasmimorpha longicaudata, 1371 nucleotides long. RefSeq lists its product as uncharacterized. Lineage: Eukaryota; Metazoa; Arthropoda; Insecta; Hymenoptera; Braconidae. Gene Ontology annotation, biological process: mitotic sister chromatid segregation. The record is from RefSeq and is a predicted model, not a curated record. Gene Ontology annotation, cellular component: spindle midzone; chromosome passenger complex; chromosome, centromeric region. The transcript has 2 exons. The coding region runs from base 307 to 1206 and encodes 299 amino acids.
CUGUUCAAACCUCAAAAUACGUUACAGACGUCCUUCAGGCCCUCUACAACCAGUUAAAUCCUGCACUGACCUCGGGAAAAUUAAUAAAAAGCAAUUUUUCGACCAGUUUUACAACAACAAAAGAUAAAUUGUUCGGAGUAUCAUUUGACUGACGUUUGAAGCACUAACAAAGUCAAGGGAGGCGUAAUUGGGCCUCAAAAGUGCAGUGCUUUGAGGAUGACAAACACCAUCCAUUGACAAUCCCACGCUGACUCUAAGAGUAGAUUUUGAAAGCUCCAUCAUCCCGAGAACGAUCGUACCUCCAAGAUGCCCCGUACAAAGCAGCCUCGCAAACGCAAUUCCUCCCUGUCUCACCUCGAGGAGAGUGACAUGUUGAUAAAAGACUUCCACAGACAGGCGAAGGCUCGUUUUCGCAAGAUGGACUCUGAUUUUGAGAUGAUGUUCAAUGGUUUCGCAAACCAGAUAAACAUGACACUCUCCAAGAUUCCUCCAGAGGCUCGUAAGUACACUCUGGGUGACUUGGCAAGGUUUCUGAGGGAGCAGGAAGAAGAGCAGGACUACGACGACGUGUCAUCGACAAGUGAGGAUGUUCCAGUUGUGAUCGUGGUUCCCUCAACAGUAAAAUCAAAGCCAAAACCCGUCAAGAGACAGACAGCUGCCUCCAUGGACGAUGGCUAUGUCACAGAGGGUGGAAAUAACAAUCAGAAAAGGGCCUCGAGGGCUGACAAGGUCACCUCGACGACCCAGAAGCUGAGAAAGUCCAGGAGCUCGUCGAGAACCACAGCUGGGAGGGCCAUGAAGUCCAGUGCUUCCUCUGAGAGGGGUGUGAAGGCCAGUACAUCCACUGAGAGACGAGAAAAUUCGAUAGCUCGUGUUGUCAAUUUUGUAACGCCUUCUGUGCCAAAACCAGCGACUGAAUUCAAUCCUGUCACCCCCAAGAUCAAGCCCAACACGCCUCUGAACAUUCUCAGGCGCCCCAGGGAAGGCGAGAUGGUCCUGAGUAUGCAGGGAAGCCCCAUUCUGGUGUCGUCAAUCGUCAAGGAACGCACUGCCAACAUCAAUGUGCCUCUCGGGGAUGGCAACAUCAUCUCUCUACUCCCUAAUGAGGGCCUGCGCAGGUCUCACAUCCCAGCUCUCGAUCCUGAGACUGUCAGACAACUUCAGACACUCAUGGGGCACAUUGGAAAGGUCAUUGAUACUCAGUGAGAAAAGGGUUGAUGCCAUCAUUAGAGUGAUUGUUUAGCUUCGUUUGUGCGUAGGAAUGAUUUAAUGUUUUUAUAUUGUAGAUGAUAAGGCUCUCAGAUUUUUAAGAAUUUUCAUUUUUGCGUUUGCAUGUUGUCCUGGUAAUAAAGAUUUCAUCCAUUUUGUAAA